AUGGGGUCCACGGUGCCAUGCGCCCUGUAUCUGUUGCUGGCAGCCGCCCUGGCCUCAACUCAUAUCCGCGCCAGUGAGUGUGGGGUGGAGAGAGAAACAGUCUUUGCCAGGAGCAAGAGCACCCGGCAGGGACCGCACACCGAAAGCCACGUCUCCGCCCUCGCCCACCUAGACCUCCCCUUUCCUCGAGAUGGACAGCCCCUGCCAGGCUCCCUUCUCCAAUCCGCGUCUGGAGCCCCGCACCCUGCACGCCUCCCAGCGAGUGCGCCAGUUCCCCGGUCUGGCCGGGUGCAGGGUCACCGAGCAUCUCCCCUAGGUUCACACUCUCUGCGGUAUUUCGUCAUCGCCUACAAUCCUGGCUAUCGCAAACUUCGGUUCACAGUCGUGGGCUACGUGGACAACACGCAGAUCUUGAGCUUCGACAGCGACGAGGAGAGUCCACGGGUGAAGCCGCGGGUGUCAUUUAUGGCUCAGGACCCAGAGCAUUUGGAGGAGUUGACGCGCUUCGGCAGGCGCGUCUUAUUAGUUGGUCGAGUCGAACUGUGGACCAUGUUCAGCUCCCAUAGCCAGAGGGAGAAUGGGUCUCACACUAUCCAGUGGCUGUGCGGCUGUGACAUAGGACCAGACCACCGCCUCCUCCGUGGGUAUAAGCAGAUGGCUUAUGAAGGACAGGAUUACAUCGCUCUGACUGAGGACCUGCGCUCCUGGAUAGCAGCGGAUAACGAGGAGGCUCAGAACACCCGGCGCAAAUGGGAGGCAUCUGGUUUUGCAAGGUCAUGGAGAUCUUUCUUGGAGGGCACGUGCGUGGCGUGGCUUCUCAAAUACCUGGAUAAAGGGAAGGAGAUGCUGCAGCGUGCAGAUCCUCCAAAAACAAAUGUGAACCAUCACCCCAGGCCUGAAGGAGACGUCACCCUGAGGUGCUGGGCCCUGGGCUUCUAUCCUGCGGACAUUACCCUGACCUGGCAGAGGGAUGAGGAGGACCUGACCCAGGACAUGGAUCUUAUUGAGACAAGACCUGCAGGGGAUGGAACCUUCCAGAAGUGGGCAGCUGUGGUGGUUCCUUCGGGAGAAGAGCAGAGAUACACAUGCCAUGUGCUGCAUGAGGGGCUGCCUGAGCCCCUCAUCCUGAGAUGGGAGCCUCCUCCCUCUCCCACCAUCCCCACCAUGGGAAUAAUUGCUGGCCUGGUUCUCCUUGGAGUUUUGGUAGCUGGAGCUGUGGCUGCCAUUGUGAUGAGGAAGAAUACAGGUAGGAUAAAGACAGUGUUUGAGAUUUGGGCCUUAUUGAGAAAUUUCAAGCCCUGCAUGUAAAUGUGCCCAUCUCCUGUUGUGUUACUAUAAAGUGUUUCCAUUCAUCUGUGCUUAGCCACUUUGGGACCAUUUUUAAGUAACUCUGUGAGGAACACCUGA
Peromyscus maniculatus bairdii (prairie deer mouse) is the source of this 1407-nucleotide messenger RNA. Its product is annotated as HLA class I histocompatibility antigen, alpha chain G-like. The record is from RefSeq and is a predicted model, not a curated record. NCBI's taxonomy places the organism in Eukaryota, Metazoa, Chordata, Mammalia, Rodentia, Cricetidae. Gene Ontology annotation, cellular component: external side of plasma membrane. Gene Ontology annotation, biological process: antigen processing and presentation of endogenous peptide antigen via MHC class I via ER pathway, TAP-independent; antigen processing and presentation of endogenous peptide antigen via MHC class Ib; immune response. Gene Ontology annotation, molecular function: signaling receptor binding; peptide antigen binding.